Molecule: messenger RNA, 411 nt
Organism: Microtus oregoni (creeping vole)
Lineage: Eukaryota; Metazoa; Chordata; Mammalia; Rodentia; Cricetidae
Product: 40S ribosomal protein S11-like
Exons: 1
Coding region: 1-411 (136 amino acids)
Biological process (GO): translation
Cellular component (GO): ribosome; cytosolic small ribosomal subunit
Molecular function (GO): structural constituent of ribosome
Source: RefSeq, a predicted model, not a curated record
AUGAUGACUGUCCAGACCCUGCGAGCUUCCCAAAAGCAGCCCACAAUCUUUCAAAUCAAGAAGUGGAUUCUGCUGGGAGAAACCAACAAGGAGACCCUCCCUUGGUACAAGAACAUUAGUCCAGGAUUCAAGAAGUUCAAGGAGGCCAUCAAGGGCACCUACGUAGACAAGAAACGCCCCUUCACUGAUAACAUCUCCACCGGAGGUCUGACCUUGUCUGGUGUAGCGACCAAGAUGAAGAUGCAGAGACCAUUAUCAUCCUCUGGCACAAUCUCUAUCUACACCCGAAAGUCCAGUCGCUUUGAGAAUCACCACGAGAACAUGUCUGUGCACCUGUCCUCUCCCCCACACCCCUGUUUCAGGGAUGUACAGACCAAUGACAUUGUCACCAUGGAGAGGGCAGGCCCCUGA